CACAAUAUUCGCUGCGCAGAGCGUGCUUGCGUCACUUCCGGCUGUGGGCGGUGCUUCAGCACACGUGGGUGACGCGCCGCAAACAUGGCGGAUCAGAGAGAAGCGUCUGUCGAUGAAGAGGAGAAAAACACAAAUACAGCCGAAGAGGAGAACACCACACAGACAACAGAAGAGAAGACAAACACACAGGCGACAGAAGACGACAGCGACACGACAGACAAGGAGACAGAAGACGACACAAACACUGAAGAGACACACAAGAGCUUCAGAGAUCUGGGCGUUACUGAAGUUCUCUGUGAAGCCUGCGAUCUGCUGGGAUGGAAGAAACCGACCAAGAUCCAGAUAGAAGCCAUUCCUGUGGCUCUGGAGGGUAUGCAGCUCCUCACACACACACUCUCUAACACACACACAUAGGGCUGGGUAUCAAGU
This is a messenger RNA of Sinocyclocheilus grahami, 429 nucleotides long. Its product is annotated as ATP-dependent rRNA helicase rrp3-like. Gene Ontology annotation, cellular component: cytosol. The coding region runs from base 85 to 414 and encodes 109 amino acids. Gene Ontology annotation, molecular function: RNA helicase activity. The transcript is spliced from 2 exons. The record is from RefSeq and is a predicted model, not a curated record. NCBI's taxonomy places the organism in Eukaryota, Metazoa, Chordata, Actinopteri, Cypriniformes, Cyprinidae.